This is a messenger RNA of Patiria miniata (bat star), 7055 nucleotides long. RefSeq names its product death-inducer obliterator 1-like. The transcript has 17 exons. Gene Ontology annotation, molecular function: protein binding. Gene Ontology annotation, biological process: DNA-templated transcription. The record is from RefSeq and is a predicted model, not a curated record. Bases 169 to 5829 code for a protein of 1886 amino acids. Lineage: Eukaryota; Metazoa; Echinodermata; Asteroidea; Valvatida; Asterinidae. Gene Ontology annotation, cellular component: nucleus.
AGACGUACCACGUGACUAAAUAAACAUGGCCGAAAUUCUGACCUGGGAAAAUUUUCUGCGAAGUUCUCCGUCAGUACUUCGUUUCUAACACAGCUGCAGAGUCAGUUCAGGAAGUUGGAUUUGCAUUAAAACGUACAGAUAUAAUCAGGGAAUUGGCCAUCCUGAACCAUGGACAAGGACCAAGCAGUGACAGAGGCCUCAACCUCGGGCGUCAUCAGCGAAUCAGCCAACGUGGUCGUCCAGCGUCUGUCCACGGGCAGCCCUCUCUGGAACCUGACGGCCACGGAUGGAGAAACAGAGGGGGAGGUAAUGGGCUUCCCUUACCCCCAUUUGAGCCCAGGCCUGCUGGCCGGUCAUGGUUGCGCCGCAAGCGACAUAACUUAUGACGCCGCUUGCAUGGAUAUUGCUAGUGGGAUGAGCAAAGAAGAUGCCAGUUUGUACAAUAUUCCCAGCGCCGCUUCCCUCCUCACGGAAGACCAAUUCCACAUAAUCGACCAGGCACUCUUGGUCGAAGCUCCCCAGCCCGAGCCCAAGGCCGGCACCCACGUGUCUGCACUAUCCAGGGAGGAUUCCAUGGAUGGCAGGGCACCGGUGAAGACGGAGAGCCAGGAUAGUUUCCCCAGCAGAAUGGUCAACGUCGGCAGCUGCGACAGUUUGGAUCGGUUCGUCAGCGAGGGCAACCCCAUGCUGAGUGAAAACGAUCAGUUUGACGAGCAGAUUCUUAUGAAUGCGUCCACUGAUUCUCUCAAAUUGGACAUCCCUGGGGUCCUAGACCUUUCUGGUGAGAGUCUAGAGACGCGGCAACUCCUCGAAGAGGUCAUGAACUCUGAACUCUUGGAAGGGGUCAUCAAGAACGAGUGUCUGGAUGGCAGGGUGGCUGCCACAGCCGUUGUGACCACCAGCGAUGGUGACACUUCGGCCGGGGAAGGCAUCAAACAGAAAGGACGCGGAGGCGGCAGGAGGAAGCAGGGCAGCUCUGAGAAGGCCGUGCCGCUGAGACGCAGCGAGAGACACAAGAAGACAGAAGAGCCAAAAGUUGAAGCAUCUCAAGAGACACAGGUGAAAGAGGAGGUUGGGAAAGGCGGUCCGAAACAGGAUGAGGUUAAGAAAGAAGACGCCAAUAAGGAUGCAAAGAAAGAUCUUGAAGAGAAGGUCUCUGAGACAAAACAUGUGAAAGGGACAAGGAAGAGCCAAAGAUCUAAAGCCAAGGACAAAGAGGAGAAAGAGAAACCUCAGGAAGAGGAAUCUGAAGAUGGAUAUGAACAAGAUAAGGAAACCUUGGGAUCGUCAGAAAGUUCAAAAGGAAGACAUGACACCAGACGGAAACGAACCUACCGCAAACGGAAGCAGAGCAAAGAACAGGAGACUGACUCUGAUCUCGAGGACGGCGGAAAGUCCCUGAAGGAAAUCCAACAAGAGCUGAAGAGCAAGAGGCAUGCCCAACCUCUCAAAGAAGGCCAUCAACUGAUUCAAGAAGGCCCUAAAAAAGAUGCAGAAAAGGGUGCUCCCAAGUCAGGAGAUGCCAAUAAGAAAGACGCUCGCAGGCGGAGUGAGGAGGGCCAACAAUCCAGGUCAGAUCACACCUACGAGAGGCGACGUUCAGGAUCCACAUCCGAACAAGGGCCUUCCCUCUUCACGCCGGAUAACGCUGUCUUCAUCAAGCUUGGUGGCGAAGGGGAGCCGAAAAGCCGCACCUUGGAGAGAAGAGUAAGGGACAGAUCAAAGUCUUUGGGUGAAUCGAGAAAUCAAGAUCUAGAAGAAGGCGAGCUGUCAUCGGAUAACGCUGGAGAGGACAUGGACAAUGACAGUGACUGGACCAGCGGUGAUGAUCCAGAGAAGCUGUGGUGCAUCUGUCGCAAGCCACACGACAACAGGUUUAUGAUUUGCUGCGACCAUUGUGAGGAAUGGUACCACGGCUCCUGCGUGGACAUCACCAAGGCCGAAGGCAAGCGACUGGAUCGGGAGAAAGUACCAUGGAUAUGCCCUGUCUGCAUCGAGAAACAAAAACGAGACACUAAGAGAGAGAUGAAGUCGGCGAAGGAAGGCGAGACAAGCAACGCUCCCACAGAAAAACCUGCCGAAAAACCCUCUCAGACGGCAACCGUGGAGAAAGCCCCCGAAGACAGCGCUGUGGUGAAGAGUCAAGGGCCGGAUGUCAAAGGUCAAGGGUCGGAGGUCAGCAAAGCUGACCAGAAGGAGGGAACUGGCAAGUCACCGGAACUGCCGCACUCCACGAAGAAGAAAAGGCUGAAGUUCUACAAGCCCCCACCACCCAAGCAGCAUUGCAUCGGUCCCGGGUGCCAGAACUGGGCCAGGCCGGGCUCCAUCUACUGCGGCAACGAUUGCAUCGUCCGCCAUGCCCGACAGUCCAUCCGCCUGAUCCACCAAGAAAAGGAGAAAGCACUGGGCUCCAAAUAUAGGAGGGACUCCACCGGGUCUAUGGCAAACAGGAAUAUCGUGAGCCCCAGCAGCCAUCGGCAUGAGCCUGAGCGCAUCCCGGUCUUGGAGCGUCACACGGGCAAGGUCCGGACGGGGCUGUCGGCGCCCAUCCAGGAGCAAGUCUACGAUUUCCUGGAGAGGCAUCCGUCGUAUGAGGUGCUGCGGCCGGGCACUCAGCACGGAGUCGCUGCGUUCUACUCGGCCAAACCCAAACAGACAAAGGAUAAGAAGGACGAACAGAUCGAGGCGCGAGUCCGCGAACGCGAACGAGAAGAACAGAAACAGCGUGACGCGAAGUCAGAACCCAAGACAAACCCCCAGAAAGACCAGGGUAGGGAGGGAGAGAAAACAAAAGACAAGACACCGUCGAAAGAGAAAGCUUCGACGUCUAAGGAGAAGGCAUCAACUUCGAAGGAAAAGACGCCCACCAAGGAACAGCCGGAGAAGAAUAAGAGAACGGAAGAACAAGCGAAGGAGAGCGUCCGGCGAAACGUGAGGGAGUCGCUGCGAGACAUGCUAGCUACCAGGGUGAAAGGGGCCAAAGACUUGAAGGACUUUGAAGACCAAGUCAAGAAGAAGGCUUACAUGAUAGAGUAUGAGCUGUACCGUCUGUAUAACGACACUGGCUCCAAGUACAAGUCACGAUAUCGUAGUCUGUUCUUCAACAUCAAAGACAGUAAAAAUCAGGGUCUAUUCCGUCGGAUUCUGAAAGGCGGGAUCCCGGCCUCCAAGCUGGUGCGUAUGUCCUCCGAGCAGCUUGCUUCCAAAGAACUGGCGCAGUGGAGGGAACGCGAAGCUAAACAUUCUCUUGAGAUUAUCGUGCACGAGGAGGCUGAGAGAAAGUCGCAGCCGCUGACCAAGAAGACUCACAAGGGAGAAGUGGAGAUCAACGACGAUAACCUGAGCACGCUGGAGGCUCACGACAAAGAAACCAAACCCACCAUCGACAUGAAAAUCAUUGAGAAGAACGUCUCCUCAGCCACCAACCCCCUGGACAACAUGCUCGUCGACACCACCUCCCAGCACCGCGCCCACCUCUUCGACCUCAACUGCAAGAUCUGCACGGGCAAGAUGCCCGCCCCCCGCGAGGAAGACUCCGCCCCCGCCAAGAAGGCCAAAGUGGCCCGGACCGCCUCCGCGCCCGAGGAGGAGGGGGAGGGGCCUAGUGGGAGUCCUGUUGGGGUCGGAGGUCAGGAGGCGGAGCUUGAGAAAGAGAUUGUCGGACAGAUGAGCCCCAUGGAAACGGAUGAUGCUGAACCAUUGUCCCAAUCUGAUGACAUGCCAUCGCCCCAGAACAGCCCCAUCCCGCCCUCCCCCAAGGAGCAACCUCCCAUCCGACGCCCGCCUCCGUCCCUCUGGAAUGGCUCCCUGACCAUGGAGGAAGUGGCCAGGUUCAUCAUGGCCGGGUUCCACGUCUCAGGACCCAUACGGACGAUAUCCCUGGACAUGCCAGAGAACAUCGUCAUCUGCGGCCGCAUCCCGUACCCCGUGGUCUGGGACUACUUCAAGCAGCUCCGCAAGGCCAACAACACGGACCUCAUCGUGCUCCGCUUCCACGUCGUUAACGAGGAGGACAAACCGGCCUACAUCUCCCUGUUCCAGUAUUUCCACAGCCGCCAGCGGAUCGGCGUGGUCGGCAACAAUCGCAACCACAUCAAGGACAUGUAUAUACUGCCACUGUCGGCCCACGAGCCGAUACCGCAGGAGAUUAUGCCCUUCAAAGGGCCUGGUUUAGCAGAGCCCCGUCCCCACAUGCUCCUGGGCCUGAUGGUGCGACACCGCGACCGAGCCCGGUCAGCCAGCUUGGGGCAACCCCCUCGACAGAGCACCUCCCAUCACCACCACGACCCUCACCAGCAGCCCAAGCCGCAACCCUCGCAGCAGAAACGCCGCCUCUCCGACACGCAUGCGCUGAGCAUGAUGCCGCAUUCUCCGACUGACCCCGAGGAAUUCUUGAACAACCCGGAAGACCACGGCUUCGAGCCGAAGCGUUUCCGGCCAUCCCAGGAACCUCUGUUCAUUCCGGAGAAGCAGCUCAUGGAUCCGAUCGUCGCGCAGUACGCCAAUGCGGAUCCAACGGAGCUCACUGCCGAGCCCUACUCGCCAACCCAAGAAGAGAUUGAAGCCCCGUAUGACCCGGCCGACGUCCUGGAUGUCAUAGGUGAAGUGUCCAAGCCCAAAGGUCAAGCAUCUGGAGAUGAAUCCGGCAAGGAGGCGUCGAUGCAAAGCCCCUCCAAACUCACGUCACUCCUCCAGGAGAGUGCGCAGAACAUGAGUGCCAGCGAGAUUGCAAACGCUGCGUCAGACGUCACAGCUAACUUACUUACGGCGUUCAGCUCCAAACCGGACUUAACGGAGCAGCAGCAACUUCUCAUCAAACUCACCCAACAGGUUGAGGAUGCCAAGAAGGCGCUCCUAGACCGACAGAUAGCAUCGCUGCAGUCUGAGAUUGACAGAGCAACUAGUGAUUCCGACUUCAGCCCCGGACACAGCUCUGUCUCCACCCCUAGGCAACCUAUCACAGUCGUUGGUGGCGCAACGAGUCAACUCCAAGUUCCAGAGGGCCCUGUGGACGAUCAGCAAGGCUCGCCGCAAAUUCGCCGCGCCCCAGCAGACUCCAGCACAGCCAUCGUCGACGACCAAGGCGGCGCCACACCGACCAAAGAUGAACCUCAAUCCAAAGACGUGGAACCAAAAUCAGAGCCUAUACCGACCAAAAAGGAUCGCUCGGCGCUAGAUUUCAUCCAGGCGAAGUUAUUUGAACCCAAGGCGAUUCCCUCGGUAUCGUCAAAAAUCUCCGCCCCAACUCCGCCUCCAAUUAGCAGGAUCCCGAUCAUUAACGUACCAGAAUCAGAACCCUCGCCACCAUUCCAGGGCACGUACGAGCCCGAGUUCACUCCACCCGCAACAACGCCAACGUACAACCCUGCCUCGUACAGCUACGAUCAGAGCCAACAGCAGAGUGCUCCCUUUGGUGAGCAGCCGUACAACCCGGACCCGGCUUACAACCCGGCUCAGCCAACCUCCCCAGUGGAGGAAUACCCACCGAAGGAAGAGCCGAAAUGGACGGGAACCAGGGAUUACGAUCACGGAAAGCCCGGUCCCAGUGUGUCGGCUUACCCCCAGGAGGACUACAACCGGUACCCGUACGGCGGGAACCAGGACGUGGAUUACAGACAGUACGAAUACGGCCAGCAGUCUUUCGGCGACAGGCCCUACGAUGCUUACAAUCGGGAUUACAACGAUCCGAACAGCCGGGGCAGAGGUCACGAUUGGGGUCACCGUGGUGAACAGCGUGGUGAUCGAGAUGCGCGAGGCUACGGCGAGGGGAAAGAACAGGACUGGAGGUAUCAGACGCGCGAUUACGGACACGGUUACUCCAGAUACUAGACUCUCACCACUAACAUUCGUAGAACGAUAAAAUAUACGUAGCAAAAAUACGUACGCUUUGUACAUAUCACAAAUUGCUAAAGCUAAAGUAUUCGUACAUUAUGUAUGAUUGUCUGAAUACAAAAUCUCUAACAAGUAAAAGUUGAUCGUUGGAUUUUUGCGCCCGUCUGUGAUUGUCCUCAUAAACUGCAAUUUGUGAGAUAAAAAAGUUGGAACUUGCAUGUAGAACUUGCGUGUGCUUAACAGUGUGCUGGAAAGGAACGUAGUGUAGCGAAGUACAUCAGUCAGAGGUUGAAUUUUGACCCGAGAGAGAAAAAGUCAUUGAAAGUUUUAUCCAAAUUUUUCCCUUUUUAAGUUUGCCACCCCAUACCUUAUGGUAUUUACCCAAAAAAAUGUCUCGUUGCUAAUUUUUUGUUCUCCAUUUUUUGUUCCCUUAGAAAAAGGCAAUAUUGCCAAAAGGAUCCAUUUUUUUUGUUGAUAGGAGUCCUUAUUACUUGUUACAUUUUUACGCCUGUUUUUCUCAAAAUUUCCUCAGUCGAACAAAGAAAAUGCUGAAGCGUCAUUCUUGGAGUUAAAUCGAUAUUAUUUUAAUGUGUAUUGGUAUUUUAUUCCGGUUGCAUGAAAUUUGCAUAAACCUACCUUAAAUUAAGUAAGAUUUGAGGCUUUGCAUGGUGGAGAUACUAAAUAAUGAAAGGUUUGCGGAAACACCAUGUGCGAAUAAUUUCUCAACUAAAGAGAAUGGUUCUGAAUGGUUCUUUUCAGAACCAUUCUCUUAGUUGAGAAAUUAUUCGCACAUGGUGUUUCCGCAAACCUUUCAUUACUACCUUAAAUUCUUAAAAUAUUGAAUCUGUUUGGGUUUUUCUCGUUCAAAAACCAAAAAAAAUGUUACUGGUCUACUGCAGCGUUAAAUUCCCGAAGAUUCACGAGUUUUCCUAUAAACAAAAACGUGAAAGAAUUCAGGCCACAUCAAAGAGAUAUUUGAUCUUGCAACCGAAUGGCAAAAACCUUUUUCUCUGUAAUGACUGAUUGUACUUUAUCUGGGAAGAGGUUGUUUCCAGUGUCAACAUUGUGCUAACAUGAAGAUAUCCGAGUAACAAUUGAAGCCGUGUUGGUAGUAAUGUUUUAACACGUCCUAGUGAUUGAUGUUUUACAAUGUGUAUAUUGUAAGCUGCUUCGGUGUAUUUUCUUGUAUAUAAAAAAUAAAAGGCGCAUUCUUCAAAGUUUAA